UUCAACAUUUUCAAUUCCAAAAUUGGUUUGACAGUUCCUUAUCCCAGCAGCGGUGUCAACGCGUCUACCUAAAUUCUUUUACCAUGCUAGAUGCAUUGCCUAUUGAUUUCUUCUGUGUAAGCCCAGUUAACCUCAACAGCUGAUAUCCAAAGAUAUCAAUGAACUUGAGUACCAAUUUCACACAGUAAUAAGAAGAAGCGUUUGUUUAGUGUUUUUUUGCAUAAUCCCCUCUCACAUUUGUUCGUUUAUGUGUAGCCGCUGUAUGUAAAAAGUUUUAUUAAUUUUCUGUUUUAUAAUGAUAAAGUAAAUAAUAUUUAUAGUUACAGCAUACAAAUGAAAUAAAUUAGUUAAAUAAAGACUUGUCGGUUUGCCAAUAUAAUUUUUGUCCACAUAGUACGUCACCAUAAAGAUCUUUCAUAAUCAAAUUCUGUGAUCGGAUAAAACGUUCCAAUAGCCGUUCCUACCCAGAAAAUAUAAUUGCAAUAAAUUAAAGACAUCUUUUUUAAAUUUUUUUAAGCAAAAUAUAUUUUUUAUAAGAAUUUGUUCGCAUGCAAAAAAUUUUUAUAAAGAAAUCGAGAAGAACUCUUCGAAAGUCGUCUUAUCCAAAGUGAUGCUGGGAUGCUGUUGAGAAAUGUGUCAUGUUUUGGCGCCAAAAGCUACCAGGUGCAGCGUUGUCUUAAUGUUCGAACUAUAAGCACGGAAUUAGCAGCAGCACUACGGCCGUUCUAUUUUGCUGUGCAUCCUGAUUUAUUUGGUCAACAUCCGGAGCAACGAACUGUCAAUGAGGAAUCGCUGAAGCAACUAAGUGCCCAUAUGCAAAUGAUACAUGAGCGCAAAUAUUCGGUGUUCCGUGAGGCAAAAGUAUUGAAAUUCUACAUACGUGAAGAUAAUGGCGAGGAUAGAAACAAGUUUAAGUUGAUACAACUCACAUUGGAUAAUAAGACCAGAGAUCCUAAGACUAUAAUAACCAAACUAUUGGAACUAUGUAACCUGCCAACAGAAUAUGUAAAAAGUUUAAAAUCUACCCCAGUUCCCGAAGGGAAAAAUAUGGCCAGGGAUUUCGGAGACAAAGGAUCUGGUUUUAGAUCGAGCCAGGAUUAUAACUACGGUUCACAAUUUGCGGGCUUUGAAAGUGCCUACUAUAGGGCUAAGGAGGAAUCCAAGAAAUCGGUCGACGAAUGGAUUGCUGAGAACUCAAGUCUUGCAAAAAAACGAGCCAAAGACUUACAACCCCUUAAACGUGAUGUUGAAGUUUUGCAAAAGACUGUAAUCGAAAAUUUAGGUCUUAAAGAUGCUCGCUACGAUUGUGGCUGGAAUUUUGAACACUAUCGGGGAUGCUUGAAGACAUUAGAACGUUUGGCAUCGCUGCACAAAGACCAUGUAAAACAUUUGCGUGGACGUGUUGUAGUAUUUGCUCCCUUUACUGGUAUUAGCUUAGAGGGCCAUGUCAUGCUGUUUACUGGCGAUGUUCUUAACAAUUGGAUUGAGUUCAUACGCAACAUUCCCAAGCAUGAUGCUUUCCUCAAGAAAAUACCGCUAUAUGAAAAUACUCUUUCCCAGGUAUUAAGAAAGAUUCGGAUUGGCCGACGUAAAUUUAUGCCAAAACAACAAGCUGUUGAAUAUGCCAACCACCUGAAUAAAGUUACCACUACAUUGGGCGAUUAUUUAACGCUUAAUAAAUUCCCGAAAUCAUGGCCGGACACGUUGUCUGAAUACGAGAUUGUCAUUGAGUCUGAGGCGGGACCUUUAAUGGUCAGUCCCACUGGGCAAUUGAUAACACCUGCAACAUGCCCUGGCUUUAUGCUAGUUGAUUUUAUAACCACUAACUUGCCCAUAGCGAAAGAACGCAUGGCAAAAUAUCAAGAGGAGAAACAUGUGGAACGUGAACUGACAAAAAGGUGCAUUGAAGAAAUGAGACUAAAAUCUCUGACCAAAGACGAUUCGGUUACGCCGGAAAAAAUGAUUAAUACACUGAAUGAGCUGCUAAAAUGCAACAAAAUGCAAUUUGCUGACAUCGAUCUGCACAUAACAAAUUAUUAUUCGGUUUUAACAGAUGGUAUUGUCUGUAUUCCAUGGGAUUUCAAUACUAGACGGUAGUAUUUAAUCGAAAAGACAACAGAUAAUCUUAUAUUUGGCUAUAAAUGGUUUUGUUAAUAUCAUCGCAGACUGUGCAAUAAAAAUUGUUUUUCUGUUUUUAAUUUGUUAUACGUGCCUUCCAUAUGUUCAAAGUAAAUAUAAAGUAAUU
This is a messenger RNA of Musca domestica (house fly), 2245 nucleotides long. Its product is annotated as T-cell activation inhibitor, mitochondrial. The transcript is spliced from 3 exons. Lineage: Eukaryota; Metazoa; Arthropoda; Insecta; Diptera; Muscidae. The coding region runs from base 619 to 2097 and encodes 492 amino acids. Gene Ontology annotation, cellular component: mitochondrion. The record is from RefSeq and is a predicted model, not a curated record.